ACGACGAGAGCACCCGCCCUGCUCUCGCGUCCACACUGAGCGUCCGUGGACUGGGCACUCCUGGCGGCACACAGAGCCCGAGGCAGUUCUAACUCGGGCAAGGUGGCGCCCGAGCACCCAGAAGAGCUAGCGCACAGAGGCCCGAACAAAGCUGUGGGCGGCAACGUCGCCCACCCUGUGAAGGUCACCUAGGAGACCAGGUCCGCCCCACCCACCGCGUCUGGCAACCUAGACCAGCCAGGGCAGAAAAUGGAAGAGCCUCCCGAAGAGGCUCCCGCAGAAUCCUUGGCACCUGAAAGCACAGCCAAGUCCCCAGAUGACAGCCACACAGAUGGCCAGGAAGACAACCGGCAGAACCAGGAUGAAGAAAACGUAGAGGACCAGACUGAUCCCAGAACAGCUGAGCAGGCUGCCCAAAGAAUGUCGGGACAGACUGACCACAAAGGAUCUGAACCCACCGGGCUCCAAGCAUCCGAUCAAGCGGAUCUCAGGGCAUCCGACCACGCAAAUGUUGCUCAGCGUAGUGCAUCUGAUCAGGACAACCAAAGAAUGUAUGAACAGACAGACAGGAGGACAUCUAGACAAACCAAUCGUGUACAGGUGGAAGAAACUGACAGCCAGAUGUUUCUUCCACGUGAACAAAGAACUUCUGAGCAGUCUGAACGCAGGAGGUCCUACCAGGCUGAAAGCAGAGAUUACGGGCAGAUUGACCGCAGGAUGUCCAGCCAGACUGAGCCAAGAGCUUAUGAACAGAGUCACCAUAGAUUGUCUGUCUCAUCAGAACAACGAGCCUCUGAACAGAUUGGCCACAGAAUGCCCAGCCAGUCUGACAACAGAACUUUAGAACAGAUAGACGGCAGGUUGUCCGGCCUGGUCGAACGAAGAACUUCUGAAAAGAUCGACAGCAGGUUGUCUGGCCUGGCUGAACGAAGAACUUCUGAAAAGACUGGUCAUAGACCAUCUAACCAAGCUGACCUCGUACCAUCUCUAAAGACUCAUCAAGAUGUGUAUGAGGAAGCUGCUGACCAAGCUGACCGCAGUGCCGAUCACCUUCCCGUUGACAAUGCUGACUACGGUGACGAGAUGGAACACUUAAUGGCUGAAGAGAAUUACUACAAGGACUACCUAGCUAACUAUGGAGCACCUGGCCAGUACGAUGACAGAAUAUUUGCCCAAUUUGGUGACAUUAAGGCGUACAAAGAAGCUGAGCCCAGAAUAGAACCCUGUGAAUUUGAGACCAAAGAAACCACCGGUGACAAUUCCCCAGUUUCAGUUGAGACUGACAAUGAAAGUGAGACCUAUCUGCCAGCCUUUGGCUCGUUUGGUGCCAGAUUCACCAGUGAUUUGCAAGCAAAAGACCAAGUCUAUUCCCAGAGAUUCCCCUAUAUCUCACCCAAGUUGGACUAUAUCAUCAGUCAAGAAAAAACUGAAGCUGUAGAAACCAAGCCUGAUGAUGUUCCAGAACACCAAGAAGGAAGGAAAUCUUUUGGAUACAAUCAAACUUAUAGGAGGCAGUUCCCUCCUAUUGUAUAUGAAGAUCCUUAUCAAGUUUCACUACGAUACAUGGAGAAGCACCACAUUCUGCAAAUAUUCAAGCAGAUCACUGAGAACUUAGUCUAUGAAAAGCCAGAGGACCCCCUCAGUUUUAUGCUGUGCCAGGUACAGGAAAUGAUAGAAAACAGAGACAAAAGUGAAACCUACAAAGAAUGAAUUUCUCCUCAGCAUUGUUUACAACCCUCAGUAUCAACACUAUGUUCUGUCUCUCACUCUGAAAAAUGAUUUUUGAAUGGUCAUUGGUAGUGACUCUGCCUAGAUAUGUUCUUAAUUUUUAAGUAAAGAUCUAUAGAGUAUCUACUUCAGAAAUUCACAUGAUAGUUACAGAUACCUCUGGCUAAACAUACAAAAUAUAUACAUGUUAAUCUUAUCCAUGCAUUGGUAUUUCAGACUCAUUCCUCCAAAGCACUGCACAAUAGUCAGUUUACAAAUCUCAAGGAGGAUCAAGAAAAUAAUAUGACCAAUUUCUACAUAGUUCUCAUAAAGCAUACAAAUCUAUCAUAUCUCCAAGCUGUUUAUAAAAUUUUCUAUCAGAAAAUAUGUGGAAAAUAAUUUUUAAUAGCCCUUUUUCCCCCU
Lontra canadensis (Northern American river otter) is the source of this 2130-nucleotide messenger RNA. It is a transcript of the gene TEX55, whose product is annotated as testis expressed 55. Gene Ontology annotation, cellular component: nucleus. The coding region runs from base 250 to 1710 and encodes 486 amino acids. The record is from RefSeq and is a predicted model, not a curated record. Lineage: Eukaryota; Metazoa; Chordata; Mammalia; Carnivora; Mustelidae. The transcript has 4 exons.